This is a messenger RNA of Styela clava, 10226 nucleotides long. RefSeq names its product cullin-9-like. Lineage: Eukaryota; Metazoa; Chordata; Ascidiacea; Stolidobranchia; Styelidae. Gene Ontology annotation, molecular function: zinc ion binding. The record is from RefSeq and is a predicted model, not a curated record.
ACUAGUUAAAUAUAUUUCUAAUGCAUAAUGUCUGAUGGGCCUGGUGUUCUACAUUGAUUGAUUCUUACAAUCCUGCUAUCAUGAAGGAUUCAUUACAAGUUGGUAGGAAUCAAGUUUUAGAGCCGAAAGAAAUAUUGAGACAAAGGAAUGGCGCAUCUCUACAACAUGUAGAAUACUUGGUAAAAUGGUGCUUUGUCUCACAAAAUAAUAGUUCAGUCAAUCAUUCUGAUGGUUUGUCAUCAUCUGAUGGCAAAAAUGACAAGAAUAUUUUGAUAUGGAUGACACAGGAAGAAGUUGAGGUAUGCUGUAGUAAACUGCUUGGUUCAGGAUUCACUGGUUUGAGUAAUUUAACAAACAAGCCAUCUUCAUCUGAUGUUGGUACUGAAGAUCAAACUGAUGAUAAAGUUACAGCUACUGAUACUGAUUCAGAAGAUUUUGAAGAUAUGCGUGAUGAUGUUCAAAAACUUGUUAUCAGAGCCAGAAGACAAAUGAAAAAAUCUGAAAAUGAGGAACAUAAACCCAUUAAAAAUAUUUCUUAUACUCUCAAGGUGUUGAGUACAUAUGCCAGUCUUGGAUCUCUAGCUAGCGUCUUUAGACAGACCGGUGCUCUGGACUUGAUAUUGGAAUUAUUGUGGUCUAAAGAAGUUGAAACAAAGAGACAUGCUGGGAAAAUGCUUCGUGCAUUGGCUUCACAUGAUGGAGGUAGUAGAGCGUAUGUGCUACUUUCAUUGAUUCAAGAUAGACAUGGACAGAUGUCAAGCAGUGAUGAUGAUGCUGAUUUUGAAAACCGGAAUACAGUGAUGGAAAUGUUUGCUGAGACAUCGUCAGGUGAAGAAGCUCAUGCUGUAGCUCUCGACUUCAUGCAACUUCCUCAGGUACCUGGGAAAUCAUUAUUCAAACUGAUGAAAUGUUAUCUGAAAGUAACUUCGUUGUUAGAUAUGGAUUCCCAAUUCAUGCAGCUGAUGACUGGUUCAGAAGAGAAAAGUUUCACAAAAGAAAUUCCUGCAGCAAAUCCAAAUGUUGCUUUGUUUGGCAAUCGCAAAUUUGAAGUUACAAUGGCUAUAAGUGAUUUGAUUUAUGAAUUGUGUGAAGUGAUGGGAUGGAAUAACAAACAAACAACAGACGAUAUAACUGUGAAUCAGCUCAAAUCAUCAACCAAAGUGCCUUCUGAAGAAGCCUUGCAAAAAUCAAAAGUGAUAUCACAAUACAAAAAAGAAUUCUCCCAAUUCAUGGAUGAGGUUGUAUCCCAUCCUAUGGGGGCUUCCAACAAUGAUUUCGUUCCACAAAAUCCUCUGCAAGAACUUUGGAGACAUAUGCAAAAAGAUUUGGAUAGCAAAGAAAAUAGUAUGAUGAGUGAAUUACUGGGUUUAACAAUUGAAAAAGAAGAUAACUCACAAAACAGUGGUACUGCUGCAUCAUCUGAGCCACAAUUGCAAUCACCUAUAUCAGAAUUGAAAAAGACUUUGAAAGAAGGUGCUGCAGAAUCUAUACUGGAAAAAGUGAACGACAGUGUGUUGACCUCUCCUACAUUAUUAUUGCCGCCAAAAAAGUCUCAUUGCAUAUUUUCUUCGAAACAAAAAGAAGCAAUAGAUCAUAAGCUUCUUUCAGACUUGAUUAAGAGAGAUACAUCAUUACUAAGACAGAGCUCAAUUUUUCGUGUUCCGAGCUCUUUUGCUACUGAGGAAGAAUAUGAGCAAUAUGUUAACUCUAUAAUUCGUCAAGGAUGGUACGUGAGAGCAAUGAAAAAUGAAGAUGAGAUAGAAGAAGGAGAUGAAGGAAUAUUUCGAAGAUUCGGUCAUAGUUCACGCAAACGAUUAGUUGCUUUUUGGUUCCGACUUGGCACUGUUGGUGACAUUCACACAAAAAACAUACAGAUUAUUGGUCGAACGAAAGAAGGUCAAAAGAAUGUUUCUGCUAAAGAUGCAGCAAAAAUUUUACCAGAUUCUUUCAAGUCACCAGAAAACACAAAACUAUGGCCAAUUUUAACAGGUCAAGAUAUCAUGAAAUUAUCAUGCCAUCCUUAUUCAUCGGAAUUGGGUAAAACAUCAGGAGAAAAGAAAAAACUUGGUUUGCAAAAUUCAACUCAAGGUGAAGUUCUGUCAGAAAGACAAUGGUGGGAAGUCCUCUUUUAUCUGAGAAAACUGAAAAAUGAAACAAAAAUGGAAGCAUUCAAGGAAGUGAGAAAAAUAAUUGAGAUUUCUGAUUCUGAAUUUCUCAUUGACAUGAAAAAUGAAGACCUUACAGUCGCCGAUUUCAAAUAUUGCAAAUUUGAUGCUUAUCAAGUUUUAUCAUUGAUUCGACAUAUUGCUGACUUCGAUGUAGAUGCAGAGAUGCUCUUCAAAAAAUCUACAUUUUGUUCACGAUUUUUGAAACCAAAAAGCCACAAAAGAAAAAAAUUGAAUGAAUUACACGCAGACAAAACUGUAUCAAAUCAAGAAUCAACAGAAAAACAUUCCCAGGCUUCCACAUCCAAGGACCAAGAAGAAGACGAAUCAGCAAAAGAUGCAACAACCGUUGAUGAAGUUUCAGAACAGAAGAAAGCACCAGAUAAAGUUCACGAUUAUUUGAUGUUUAUCUGUCGAGAAUCAACAAAGUUUAUGGAAUCGUUUGUCAAAUACAAGACCUUACGAGAGAUGUUUGGUGAUAUCGCUGGUCAGUUAGAUCAUCUGGCAGAAGACACGAAAUCUGAUGAAGUUUUGGAUCAUUUACCAGAUGCUGAUACUAAAAAACAAGAACGUGUUGCAGCAAUUAUCAUAUUGCAUUCUAUAUUGAUGAAGGAACUUCAAACUCCUUUCUCAAGUCCUACAUUGAAUUCAGUGUUAUUCAAGUUGCAACCUAUUCCGCAAGAAGAUGAUUUGGAUUUAUGUAUUGCUUGGAUGGAAUGUGUUCGCAUAAUUCUCAAUGCAGCUCAUGUGCAUGGCCCUAGUAAAAUGCGAGGAGCAGAGGUGAUAGUGGCAACAUCUGGAUGUCUGGUUGGAAUAAUAAGAAUUCUUAAAUGGUUUCCUACUUGCAUCGAGUCAACUAUGAAAGCCAUAAGGUGUCUCAGUCUAGCAAUGCAAGCUGUGAGAUUCCAUGUUACACCUGAAAGUGCAUUGAGAAGUUCAGAAGCACAAAUCAUUCGAGCUGUCGUUGAUUCCAUUGUUUCUGCUUCGGAUCCCAGUUCUGAUGACGAGGACGAUCAGAAGUCUGAACUUUCUGCAUUUUUCUCUGGGCUUAACUUUGUAAUCGAUGAAAUUGAAAAAUUAUUGGAAAAUCCAAGGAAAAAAGACCCUGUGAGAUGGACGGAUAACGAAAGCACUACUGAAGUUGGAGCAUUAUAUGAAGGAAUAUGUGUUUGUAAUUUCUUAAUCACUGAUCAUAAAGAAUUGAUGAAAAGAACUCAUCAACUUAUCAUGCCUGUUAUAAAAAGGGCAUUGCAAAUUGCCCCGUCAACAUCACCAACUGCCAAAGUAAUAAACAUGGUGAAAUCCAAAAUUGAAGAAUAUUUUCCUCCACCAGCUGACUUAGGUCUAUUCAACUUUAAUAAAGCCUGUGCAGGUGGGAUUGACUUAAUAGAUCCUGAGGAUUUAACUAAACUCAAAGAUGCAUUGGAAAAUUUGCUUGAUCCUGAUAAUUUUAAUAAGAUGUCUCCUACUAUGGGAAAAAUACUCAACCAUUUAUGUGUUGUUUUAUACGAUGAACAAUGUCUGAAAUCAGCUCAGAAUAUCAGACUUAUCAACACAUUGUUUCCAUUCGUUCUCUUUCCCAACAUGAACUUAAAAAUGUCAGCAGACGAUCUUUCGCAAUGUGUUAAUUUGAUUGAAUAUGUCAUGUUCGAGUCUAAUCCUUCAACUUCUUCUGGACAAACUUCAGUUCUGGCAGAAUUACUUGAGGAAAAACACAGACCUGCUGCAAUAUCUGCAUUGCUCCAGCUGAUUGAAACUCUCUCAGCAAGUACCUUGAGACCUAAUUUGGGUUCUGCUAGCACAACACAAUUAAAAGAGAUUGUAUCAAAGACAGUCGCUCUACUUCAACGAAUUGCAGAUGUGGAUCGAGAUUCUGCUGUCGUUAUGUGUGGAUUGGAUGCAAAACAAUUUCUUUCCAAAGCUGUAGAAAAAUAUGAUUCUGUUCCGAAAGCAUCAGAACUGAUUGAAUUUCUUGCAAGUUAUGAGCGACAUCGUUCAUUGCAUUCUAAACUUCUUGUUGUUGUACUUGGUGGUACAAUAGGAGUUGCAUUGCGUUGUAUGGAAGAUGCAAGAAGAAUGCAAAAUACUUUGGGAAUUCCACUACUUGAUAGAUUAUUCGACAGCCUAUGCCAAGGCUCCGAUUUUGAUGUGAAAGAAGACAAAUGUUGGGAAAAGAUUGAAGUUUCAUCCAAUCCCAGACAAUGUAGUAAACUUACUGAUGGAAAUCCUGAAACUUACUGGGAAAGUAAUGGAAGUUCUGGCUCGCAUUGGAUCAAUAUUUUCAUGAAGAAAGGAGUUGUGAUAAGAAAACUCACAGUACAUGUAUCACAAGAUGAUUCUAGCUACAUGCCAGCAAGAUUUGUUGUCAUGGGAGGAGCUAGACCUUCUGAUAUUUCACAUCAAUUGAAUGUAAUGACUGUAUCAACAACGGAUAAUAGAGUUGUCAUAUUGGAAAAUGAAAAGAAAUAUUGGCCAGUGAUUAGGAUUUGUAUACGACGAUGUCAACAGGGUGGGAUUGACACUCGAAUUCACGGACUUGAAGUUGUUGGACCAAAACCUUCCUUCUGGCCAGUUUUACGUCAACAAUUAUGCAUUCGUACUUGUCUCGCUUAUUUUGUACGAGCUCGUGCAUGGAUUUCGUCUUGCACAAAAAAAGAAGAAAUUGAUGAAACCGUAUCGAAGAAACAAAAAAUUAUGACUCAUGGAAUAUUGAAUUUAUCUUCAAAAAUAAUUCAAGCUAUUCAACAUGAGCAAGAAUUUGCAGAUCUAUUUCUUCCAAAUGAUGAGUCAUCACUUGUUAUAGGACAAGCGUUUAGAAAUGCUGUUAUUAAUCCUCUAGUGACAGCUGUCCUAGAUGCUGGAAUUUCUGAUACAAAAGCAGAUGAGAAUAAAUCUUCCAACUCACUUUCACCGACAACAAACUCUGAAGAUUUCGCUUCCUCUCUCAUUUUUCAACUAUUAUACCAAUAUGUGGAAAUGGCCAAUUCACAUGAUGAAGAUUUUGGAUUGUUUCAAAUGGAUCGUCUAGAAUUUUUAUCACGUCUUCGUCGCCUCACUAGACUUCUCGUUGAUCUAAACCCAACUGGUCCAAAUUCUUCUAGAAGAACACAGAAUACAGGAAAUGGAGCUAAAGAAUGGCAACAGAAAAUGCAGACCAAGUCUUCAAAAGAUGAUGACAGUGCAAGAACAUCAAGAAGCAAAACAUCUUCAACAUUCGAAGCCACGUCAGCAUCGAAAAACGCUACCAAAGAAAUUGAAGAAUUGUUCGCAGAUGAAUUGCUAGACCCAACUGCCGGAUCCACAAGUUGGAACCCUGGUUUAACCCCAAUCGCCAAAAAAUGGUGCUCUGUGGUUACUGUCAGAAUGCUAAAUUUUUUUAAUGAAAAUUUAAGCCUUGCAAAUAAUGGUGGAAAUUUGGAAACAAUUGGUGACUCUGGAUUGGAAUUUUGGCAAGUGCUUGCAAAAGAGUAUGAAUGUCUCAGGAAAUGCACUACUGAACUAUUUGGAACUCAUGCUCAGUUUCUGACAGCACUUAUAAGAGGAAUCAAUGGAGCUAUUGGGUCGCUUGAUAUUGAGCAGACUGUUGCUUUCGGUAGGAAUGUUGCUAUUACUAUUCACAAGUUGAUGAUGAAAUCCAAAUCAUUGCAAAUAACACGACAAGAUUUGAAGUUAUUGGAUCAUCUUGCACAAUUCCUGUUUCUAUCAAACAACUUGGAUUGGGGAUGUGUCUUUGAACCUUUGUAUUGUUCUCUUCUUGCAUCAAGAUUGCUCAAUUAUGACUCUGAAAAUAUUGAUUUUGAAAAACAAAUUUCAAAUUCUAUCUGUGCUUGUUUUCCUGAUGGACGGCCAAACCUUAUGCUACAAGAUGCCUCACAUUCAAAGAAUCUAUGGAAUGGAUUCAUAGCUCACAGAAUGGAAAUGUUUGAUACAAUAUCAUUGCUAAUGAGCUCAGAUGAAAUUGAACAACAACAAAAACUAUUACUUCAAAGUCAAUUGGAAAAACACUGGAUGAAACUCAAUUUGUACAAGAAUGGGUUACUGGGUGCUCAGGUUGUAAGUCCUGUAUCAUGGAGAUUGAAAGCAACUAAGAAACAUGCUGUUCCUGAUUUAUUAUGUCAAUUGAAAAGCGAUCUCAUCACUUUACUCAAUGAUUAUGAAACGUUUUUCCAAUCAGCAUACCAGCGGGCUGUCUCACCGAGCGGUUCAUCCAAUUCCGGACCAUUACAUUGGACAGGAGAAGGAUGGGCUGAAAUUGUGGACAUGAAAACAAAGCAAGUCUAUAAAGUUACAACAACGCAAAUGCUUCUUUUGCUGCAUUUUAAUUAUGACUGUGAAAAUGAGGUGAAUAUUGAAACCUGGAAACAAGCAUUCCCACACCAUUGGUCAUCAGCAUUGGAUGGAUUAGUGAAAGCCAAUAUUUUGAAGCCGGCUUCAGAAACAUCUUUUGUGCUUGUAGACACUAAUAAAACAAAAAUGAAAACACCAGUUAUAGAUCUUGUUGUAUGCUUCGAUGAAACCGAAAUUUGCAAUAAAUUUGACGAUGUAAAAGAAUUAACAGAGAAGCGAAAUACAAUAAUAGAUUGUGCUAUUAUUAAAUGUAUCAAGCAAACUCAGUCUUGUCAGAUGGAUGCUCUUCUGUUCAAUGUCACAAGACAAUGUUUAGGAGAACCGAUUGAUGGUAUAUUUUAUGAUGGAACUGAUAUUGAAAACGCAAAAACUCAUGAUGUCAUUAAAGAAAACAAUUCUAAUUAUUUCCUACCACUCUCAUCCGAGAUACGAGCGAGAUGUGAUCUUUUGAUCGAUCUUGGAUUUAUAAAACAAGAUCCAGAAAAUCCUCAAAUCUUAGAAUACAUUGCCAAAUCACCUCCUAUAAGAAGUAGAACAUCAACUAUAUGUAUGGAAAAAGAAAGUGAAGCUGAAAAUGAUAUUACACAAGCAAUACAGGAACCUGCUACAAAGAAUGAAGAGAAGGAGACUGCCAUAGAAGUAAAUCAAGACGCAACUGUAAUAGAUGUAACACGAGAAAUUAGUGCAGAUGGAAUUCAAGAAUCUGAUGAUGAUGAUGAUGAUGAAUGGGAGACAGCUACUAAUUCAUCUUCGACUUCUAUCCCGAUUCCCCAUCCUACGUCAUCUCCCGCAUCAACUCGACCAAAAUCUGGAGCAAUUCCUAAAAAUAGAAAGGAAUCUGAUAAUUCUGUCAUUCCAUUAACACCAGCACCUCAAGAUAUAGUUUAUCCAUUCAAAGACUUAUUAUCAUGGCAUCUUGUUCAUGGAAUGUCUGAGAAUCCAGCAAUCAUCACUUUACAAAGAUCAUGCCAAUCACUCACAAAAGAAGAGAUAUAUACUACAAUUGAAAAAUCUAUCACAAGAAUUUCUCAAGUACUUUCCUGUGACAAGAGUAUCGUGGAAGCAUUAUUACUACAAAUGGAUUGGAGGGUUCAAGAUUUGAUAGAGCAUUAUGUAAGUAAUAAGUCUGCAACAUUGAGAGCAAUUGGAAUCACAAAUGAAGAAAAAGAAUCGGAUGAAAAAGAGGGUGAUCUCUCUGAACAAGGUGCUGCUGCAGCAUCUGCUAGUACUGCAAAAAGUGAAUCUUCUGAUAAUUGUUGUCCUAUUUGUACUAACGAACUCACAUCUUCAAAUUCACUCGCAUUACAAUGUGAUCAUCAAUGCUGUGUUGAUUGCUGGAAAACCUAUCUAACUCAAAAAUUGGAUGAAAAUCAGGCAUCAAAUGCUCAGUGUCCUAUUGAAAAAUGCGAUGCUCGUCCAACACUGGAAACAUAUGAAAGACUAUUCAAAGACGAAAAGGAUAUUUAUGAACGGUACAAAAUGGUACUUGUGCGAUCCUAUGUUGAAAGUGACAGAUCAUUAACCUGGUGUCAUUGCCCACUAGGAUGUGAUAUGGUUGUGAGAAAAGGUUCUUCAUGGAAAAACAUCGGGACUUGCUCAGCAUGUGGUUGGGAAACUUGUUUCGCUUGCACUUAUUCUGAGUCACAUUAUCCUGCAAGUUGUGGUCACAUGUCACAAUGGUUGGAAGAUGGAGGUUAUUUUGAAGGGAUGGGUGAUGAUGCAAGAAGUAAACAUCUAGCAAGACUUAUUGCAAAAAGAUGUCCAAACUGCCAAGCUAAUAUUGAAAAAGACGAUGGAUGUUUACACAUGAAGUGUCUCAAAUGCAGCCAUGAUUUUUGUUGGAGAUGUCUGAAACCAUGGCGACCAACACAUCGGGAUUACUAUAAAUGCUCAGCUAAAGUAAGCAAGAUGGCACAAGCAGGAUUGAAAUUUCAAGACCAUAAUAAGAGAUGUCAAUUUCAUCAUAAAGCAACGAUGUUUCCACUUGGUAUCGUUAAACGAAUGAUGUCAGUGGAUGCAACAAUGGUUUCACCAGUCAAACUCACUCGUGCAAUCAGAGUUUGCAUCAUUUUAGUGAAAGCAAGAAAGGCACUGGCAUACAGCAACAUUUUCAGUUAUUAUUCGGUCGAUACAGAAAGGAUGAAAACUAUGGAACUUCAUUCUCAAGUACUAGAAAACAACACUCUCAAACUACAGGAAUUUCUAGACAAAACCCUUCUUGGUGUUGCCGAUAUCGACAAUGCUCUGGCAAAUUUAAGCGAUUCUGAUCUCAUACAAAUGGAAGAAUAUUUUUCCAAAAUUGGAACUCAGUUGAAAUCUAUUCUAACCUUUUCUGCCCAGGACAUGAAAGUUGGUUUGCCCUUGUCAAAAUUAUUGGCAGAUGGCAAAACAAAUCGAAGUAACAUUGUUCUUCAUGCUCGACCUGCUGGAAUGUCUGAUGAUGAGCAUGAUGAUGAUGACAUUGGAUUCGGGUUAUGGAGAAGAGAUGCUACUGCAUUAGAAAGUGCAGUUGAUAGAUUGAAUCCUGUACUAAGAGCAUGGGAUGAAGACGAUGAGGAUGAUGAUGACGACGACGAUGAUGAUGAAAACAAUGAUGAGGGGAAUUUCCCGAGUUCAGAUGAUGACACAUUUGACGAUGAUGAUGACGACGAUGAUGAUAAUCGAAUAUCAGAUGACACUGUUGGUGAUUACGAUAUGCAAUAUGAAGAAGAUAAUCUGUACUCAAUGUUUUAACAAAUGGAACCACAACUAAACUAUAGGUGAUUAGCCACUGUGGAAUAGAAUCUUGGCGAUAUUUAAGAUAUUGAUAGGUGAAAAUGGACUCACUAUAUUCGACUUAUAUAAGGAAUUGUAGCAAUACUAUCCGGGUCACAAAUCUGCAAUUCAACAUGUUUUGUUUACAAUCUUUCACCACUUCACCCAUUUUUGAAAAGUGCUGAUUUAUGAUAGUUAACUAUCAUUCAAUUUCAUAUUCUAUCCUUAGCACCUUGUGUACAAUCUGUACUUUUUGUUGGUGUAAUUUUGAAUGAAAACUAACUGGGUAUCGGGUAUAUUGGAUGUUUUUCAUGUUGACUUUUAUAGCCAUUUUUAAUUCUUCCCAAAAGGUUUAUUUCUGGUUUUUAUGCUUUUGUGGUAUACGUUUUCUUCAAUAAUUGUUUGCAUUAUCUCUCCUUAUUUUAUUCGUAUGCAACAUGCGAUCUCACAAUCAGGAGGGGAAAUGGGGAUUUCAUUUUUCGAUUUGACUUCAGAACUACAUUGUUCUCAAAACUUUCAAAUGUUAUCCCGGACCAAACAAGACUGGCGCACUUUAUUCAGUUUAUACUUGUUCCACUGCCAUCAUCUUAGAAUGAAAGCAAACAGUAAGUCAACUCCUGGUUGGAUUGAAUAAAGUUUGCCCAGCAUCUUUAUCUGGCACUUUUUUCGUUUUUGUGUAAGUAAGGUUAUCUGAUGACUAUAAUGAUCUGAUGACUAUAAUGAUCGAAAUUUCAGCUUCUCAUGUUCCGAUUCCCAUGUUCUUUUUGCUUUUUUUUGCUAUGCACGCUUACUUUCAUUAUUUUAAACUAUUAUCACUGAAUCACGUUUGGCCGAUACAAAAAUUUAAGCCGUAUAUUUACUAUCAGUGAUAAGUUUUGCCGACCAUGUUGGAUCUUUUUUUUUUUACUGUAAGAUAUUUACUUAGUAAUAUCAAGUCAUAAAAGUUUCAUUGCAAAUAUC